UUUUGAUUUUCUGAACCCUCGACCUAUUAAUUCCCUUGAAUGCUGAGAGCGAGGACAAAAUUUUGGGAAAUCUCCUCCUCAAAAACCCUAAUAAAACCCUACCACACGCACCCAAGAGGAGCUCCCCUCCCUCGCUCCCUCCUCAAGCUCGCGGCCAUGGCGUCUGCUCUUCUCUCGGACUGCGCUGCUUCUUCUUGCUCGACACGCCUUCAUCCGUUCAAGGGAAAAGGCGGGAACUUUUCUCGCCCCUUUCAUUGCCCUGGGUCGGUCUCUUUUCCGUUGAAAACCCUAACAUGUCAAGCUCGUGGAUUUGGCUCGAAAUCCACGGAUUGGAGUUUGUCAGCCGGGUCCCAAGUAACAAUGACUGCAAACACAUUAUCUACUGCUAAGGUCAUUGAUGGAAAAUCAGUAGCAAAACAAAUCCGAGAAGAAGUUGCUUCUGAAGUUGCAAAGCUGAAGGAUACAUUAGGUAUUACCCCGGGACUAGCAGUCAUUCUAGUAGGUUCUAGAAAAGAUUCUCAAACAUAUGUGAGAAACAAGAAGAAGGCUUGUGAAGCUGUGGGUAUCAAAUCUUAUGAAGUUAAUUUACCUGAGGACUGCACAGAAGAAGAUGUGCUAAAGCAUAUUUCAGGCUUUAAUGAUGAUCCCUCUGUUCAUGGAAUCUUGGUUCAGCUUCCCCUUCCUCGGCAUAUGGAUGAGCAAAGUAUUAUUAAUGCUGUCAGUAUCGAAAAAGAUGUGGAUGGUUUUAAUCCACUGAAUAUUGGUUGCCUUGCCCUUCAAGGCAGAGAACCGUUAUUUGUUCCUUGUACUCCCAAAGGAUGUAUGGAACUGUUGCGCAGGUAUGGGAUCGAAAUUAAAGGAAAAAGAGCAGUUGUAAUUGGACGGAGCAAUAUUGUUGGAAUGCCUGCUGCAUUGUUGUUGCAGAGAGAGAAUGCAACGGUCACUGUGGUACACUCUAGGACCAACAAUCCUGAGGAAAUCAUACGACAGGCUGAUAUAGUCAUCUCAGCUUGUGGAGUUGCACACUUUGUAAGGGGCAGCUGGUUAAAGCCUGGUGUGGCUGUGAUAGACGUUGGAAUCAAUCCAGUUGAGGACCGAGAAAGCCCUCGAGGUUAUCGACUGGUCGGUGAUGUUUGCUAUGAUGAAGCAUGCAGUGUAGCUUCUGCUAUCACUCCAGUGCCUGGUGGAGUUGGUCCCAUGACCAUAGCCAUGCUGUUAUCCAACACUCUCGUAUCCGCGAAAAGGAUACACAACAUCAAGUGAUGAGAGAGUUUUUCCGACUGUUUUGGUGCUUGUUUGCUCAAACUUGUGAUUUAGGGGCUCUAUAUUUUUCUGCCCUUAAAAUUUUUUUUGUUAUAAGAUAUGAGGCUGCUCAAAAUGUGAAAUCAAACAAAUAUCAGCCAUGCUAUGAAGAGUUCUUUGUUAACA
Asparagus officinalis (garden asparagus) is the source of this 1428-nucleotide messenger RNA. Its product is annotated as bifunctional protein FolD 4, chloroplastic-like. The record is from RefSeq and is a predicted model, not a curated record. The coding region runs from base 40 to 1263 and encodes 407 amino acids. Gene Ontology annotation, cellular component: cytosol. Gene Ontology annotation, biological process: tetrahydrofolate interconversion. Gene Ontology annotation, molecular function: methylenetetrahydrofolate dehydrogenase (NADP+) activity; methenyltetrahydrofolate cyclohydrolase activity. The transcript has 5 exons. Lineage: Eukaryota; Viridiplantae; Streptophyta; Magnoliopsida; Asparagales; Asparagaceae.